AUGGCUGUCUCGCAAUCCCUAAUGGCAUCUGGGAAAGACAUGAGUUUGGCCAACGAGGCUGCUCUAUUGGAGUAUCCUCUCACGUCAGAUGGGUCUCUCUUGAUCAUCUCAGUAGCUCAAUGGCCUGGUCAAAUUUCUUCUGUUUGUACAAAGCGUUGGCCUCGGCCUUGCUCGGCGGUCUUGGCUGGCUCAGCGUCCUUCAUCUCAACGUCGGCAGCAGCUGGCUCUGCUGACCCAGUUGGCUCGGGAGCAGGAGGAGCCCCGCUCAUGUCGACGCCGAGAAUAGCAGCCAAAACAGUCAUCAGUCUCUGGUCGGUGAACAUGUCGGUGCUCAACGAGGCAGGAUUGGUGCGCAGCUUCUUCACCUUCUCAACAAGAGCAGGAUCUUUCAUCAAUUCAGCGGUCUUCGGAUUGGCCUUAAGCUUGUCGAUUAAAUUAGGGUCCGAGAAAAUCUUGGCCAUACCCAUAGUUGGGUCGCCCUCGGCCAUCUUGGCGUCCGUAAUAGCGUCCAGUCCGCUCUUGGCCAUCGCAUUGGAAGGAUCAAGCUCCAGAGCCUUUUCAUAA
Ogataea philodendri is the source of this 564-nucleotide messenger RNA. RefSeq lists its product as uncharacterized. NCBI's taxonomy places the organism in Eukaryota, Fungi, Ascomycota, Pichiomycetes, Pichiales, Pichiaceae. Bases 1 to 564 code for a protein of 187 amino acids. The record is from RefSeq and is a predicted model, not a curated record. The transcript has 3 exons.